CCUUCCGUGCCCGUCGCGGAACAUAUUAACCGAACGAGGGCUAAUGAAUAAUCAAUUCGGCAUCGGCAGUGUACAGUGUACAGUGCGAGCGGUAUUGCGCCUCCAACAAAUAAUGUUUACAUAACAACGCUGCAGCCGCACAGUCUGCGAGUAUCGUUGCCGUGAGAUGAGUGGUCGCGAGCUGAUCGCAGCGUAUAAGAUAUGGCUCUUAUUUGGAGCCCUAGCGGAAGUCGUGACGGGCACGGGUUUUGGGAGAUGCCCGGCCUACCCGUCUCUACCGAAUUUUGACGCACAGAGGAUGACCGGCAUUUGGUACGAAGUGGAGCGUUCGUUCUACUUGGUGGAGAUAGCCGCGAGUUGCACCCGACUUAAUGUCACCCUUAACGACAGGGGUUACUUCCAGAUCACCGUCGAUUCUGUCAACAGAUGGACAGGAAGCCAGUCAACUUCAUACGGCAUCGGCAUUCCGUCGUACAAUGGGUCGUCAGUGUUUCGAUAUAAACUAAACAACCGCAUGCCUUAUUUGAUUGGGAGGCUGCUCCCGGGCGCGGGGCAGUACAACAUACUCUUCACGGAUUACGAUCAGUUCGCGCUCGUCUGGUCCUGUAGUAGCGUCAGUCUUGCGCAUUCAGAUCGAAUUUGGGUGUUAGGCCGAAAACAAGAGAUCGAAGCGGACGUCCGAGUUCAGAUCUACGCCAUCAUGCAAGAACUGAGACUGGACCCAGACAGGCUGUUCAUAUCCAAAAACACUAACUGCACCGACUCAUUGGAGGCUGAAUAAUUAAAAGUCGUAACCAAAUUCAAAUUUAAAAAAAAAACCUUCAUUUUUUCAAUUUGUUACAUUAAUCACGUUUGUUUAAAAAAGCGCACGUAAAUUGCAUUUAUAUCAAGCUAUUUAUUGCAAUUGGGUUAGUGAGACAGUUCUAAGUAGGUAUAUAAGGUACUAAGUAAUGUUAUAAACUUUGCAAUCUCCUAUGUUUUUUAAUUAGUUAAUAUAUUAAUAAUACUA
This is a messenger RNA of Bombyx mori (domestic silkworm), 1009 nucleotides long. RefSeq names its product apolipoprotein D. Gene Ontology annotation, molecular function: pigment binding. The record is from RefSeq and is a predicted model, not a curated record. The transcript is spliced from 4 exons. Lineage: Eukaryota; Metazoa; Arthropoda; Insecta; Lepidoptera; Bombycidae. Gene Ontology annotation, cellular component: cytoplasm. Gene Ontology annotation, biological process: lipid metabolic process; response to reactive oxygen species. Bases 167 to 781 code for a protein of 204 amino acids.